Megalops cyprinoides (Indo-Pacific tarpon) is the source of this 1374-nucleotide messenger RNA. It is a transcript of the gene mak16, whose product is annotated as MAK16 homolog (S. cerevisiae). The record is from RefSeq and is a predicted model, not a curated record. Gene Ontology annotation, biological process: maturation of 5.8S rRNA; maturation of LSU-rRNA. The transcript has 10 exons. NCBI's taxonomy places the organism in Eukaryota, Metazoa, Chordata, Actinopteri, Elopiformes, Megalopidae. The coding region runs from base 165 to 1103 and encodes 312 amino acids. Gene Ontology annotation, cellular component: nucleolus; preribosome, large subunit precursor.
UUCAACAUGGCUGCCUCCCAUAUUCACAUGUGGUAGGCAAUCUCUUGUACGUGUAAUUCAUGUCUUAAAUAUUAAACCAGUUAUAUUUUGGGGUAAGUUCACAAACUCUCCUGAACAAGGUCAGCAAUAAGGCAGAAAAAUAGUAGUUCCACGAAGAUCAGAAGAUGCAGCACGACGACGUUAUUUGGGACGUAAUAGGAAACAAACAGUUCUGUUCCUUCAAAGCCAAGACAAAAAAUCAGAAUUUUUGCCGAAAUGAAUACAAUAUCACUGGGCUUUGUAACCGCUCAUCAUGUCCACUGGCAAACAGUCAGUACGCAACCGUCAGAGAGGAAAAAGGUCAGUGUUUUCUGUACAUGAAAGUCAUCGAAAGAGCAGCUUUUCCUGCACGGAUGUGGGAGAAGGUGAAGUUGAGCAAAAAUUACGAGAAGGCUCUGGAGCAGAUAGAUGAAAACCUCAUCUACUGGCCUCGCUUCAUCCGGCACAAGUGUAAACAGCGCUUCACCAAGAUCACGCAGUACCUGAUCCGCAUCCGCAAGCUCACACUCAAGCGACAGAGAAAAUUGGUUCCUCUCAGCAGAAAAGUGGAAAGGCGAGAGAAAAGGAGAGAGGAAAAGGCCCUUAUCGCUGCCCAGCUGGAUAAUGCCAUAGAGAAAGAAUUGCUGGAGAGACUGAAACAAGGAACCUACGGAGACAUCUAUAACUUCCCUGUCCAUGCAUUUGACAAAGCGCUAGAGCAACAGGAUGAGGAGAGUGAGACGGACUCAUCGGAGGGUGAAGAGGAGGAGGAUGAUGAGGAUGUUGGGAAGAAAGAAUUUGUUGCCGAGGAUGAAGUUGAAGAGAGUGAUAUCAGUGACUUUGAGGAAAUGAACAAUCUGAAGGCCAGCAGCGACGAGGAUGAAGAUUCUAGUGAAGAGGAGGAGGAAUCUGAGGAGGAGAUGGAGACAGAGGUGAAGAAGCAUAAGGAGGCUGCAGCCUCAAGGGCCAAGGGGAAGUCGAAAGGAAAGAUGCCACUCAAAGGUCCCUUCAGGAAGAAACGGGCCUACGUGGAGAUUGAGUAUGAGCAGGAAACUGAGACUGUUGCAAAGAGCAAGGCCACAUAGACUACCUCCACCCAUAACGUACUGUGAGCACACCACCCUGCCCAUGCCAUACGGGAUGUGAUUGGCUGAUUCCUUUAGUGCAAUGGAAUCAGUCAGUGCAGUGGAAUAUUAUGGACCAUGUUGCCUUCUGAGACCCUGAUCUGAGAUCUGCAUUUGCUGCAGUGUCUCUCAGUCAAAGUGACUGGAUUGGGCCACUGACAAUAUUAAAAUAACAUGCAAGUUGUUCUGGGUAUUAUAUGUGGAUAUACAUCCAAUUAUGUAAGUUCGUGUG